Cyclocybe aegerita is the source of this 2109-nucleotide messenger RNA. Lineage: Eukaryota; Fungi; Basidiomycota; Agaricomycetes; Agaricales; Hemipholiotaceae. The record is from the annotation of a GenBank genome assembly.
AUGAAAUCAAUAAAAAAGUCUCUUCUCAGCAGAAAGAGUUCGCAGGAUUCAAGCUCGUCCAAGAAGGAGUCAAAGUAUUCAACUCCAACCCAAUCCGCGUCCUCCUCUGCACCACCGCCUCCCCCUCCCAAUUCCGCCAAGCCUUUACCUCCCCCCAAUGCUUCCUCUAACCACCUGAAUUCUGCUAGCUAUUCCUCAGCGCAGACCUCGUCGUCAUCAGCCAGAUCGGCUUCCCAGUCACAGCCAGAUCAUGCUCCCCUGAGAAGACAAGACGCCGCCGCUCCUCCUAUCGUUGUCGUCAGCCCUGAUCCUCCUUCGGACGCCCUGUAUCGGGGCUCCAAUCAACCUGUUGCCCAGGAUAGGUCCUCGCUCGGUUUGGAUCAUUCCAAUGGCAGCGUUCCUCGCAACACUGCUCUCAAUCGUCUGCGUGCUGGUCCCAAAGACACCAUCCCCAUGGUUGGCAAACCCCCCCGCAAGCAGCGCAGCAGUCGUUUCGUCGUAACUGAAAAGGUCGAGAUCGAGCGUCUUCCUCCGUUCAUGGAGAUACCCCCAGCCGAGCGCCCCCAGCUCUUCAUCAAGAAGCUUCAUCAAUGUCGCGUCUUGUUUGACUUCAACGACGCCAGUGCUGAGCUCAAGGGAAAGCAAAUCAAAGCCCAGACUUUGCAUGAGAUGUUAGAAUACAUCACCACCCAGCGUGGUGUCAUUACCGAGAAUGUAUACCCAGAGGUGGUUUCCAUGUUUGCGACCAAUCUCUUCCGUUCGAUACCCCCACCUGUCAACCCAACUGGUGACGCAUUUGACCCAGAAGAGGAUGAACCCGUCCUCGAACUUGCGUGGCCACAUUUACAAAUUGUCUACGAAUUCUUCCUUAGAUUUGUCGAGAACCCCGACUUCAACACUAACAUGGCAAAGCGCUACAUUGAUCAGCCAUUCGUUCUCAACCUCCUCGAACUUUUCGACUCGGAAGACCCGAGAGAACGCGAUUUCCUCAAGACGACACUUCAUCGUAUUUAUGGCAAAUUCCUCAACCUUCGUGCCUUCAUCCGUCGCUCGAUCAACAACGUCUUCUUCCAGUUCAUUUACGAGACAGAGCGGCAUAACGGCAUCGCUGAACUUCUCGAGAUCCUGGGUUCAAUUAUUAACGGCUUCGCCCUUCCCUUGAAGGAGGAACACAAGACGUUCCUCACUCGCGUCCUUAUUCCUCUUCACAAGGUCAAGAGCCUAUCACUUUAUCAUCCUCAACUCGCGUAUUGUGUUGUCCAGUUCCUCGAAAAAGACUCCACACUCGCAGAGGAAGUCAUGAUGGGCCUUCUCAAGUACUGGCCCAAGGUUAACUCACCGAAGGAAGUCAUGUUCCUCCACGAAGUCGAGGAGGUCCUUGAUGUGACAGACCCUGUUGAAUUCCAGAAGAUACAGGUUCCAUUGUUCCAACAACUUGCCAGAUGUAUCAACAGCCAACAUUUCCAGGUUGCAGAGCGGGCUCUCCUGUACUGGAACAACGAAUAUGUGGUCAAUCUCAUGAGCGACAACCUUGCCGUUGUUCUCCCGAUUGUUUUUCCUGCUCUGUACACAAAUUCGAAAUCGCAUUGGAAUCGGACGAUUCACGGCAUGGUGUACAAUGCGUUGAAACUAUUUAUGGAAAUCAACCCCGAUUUGUUUGACGAAUCUAUGCAACAAUAUAGACAGCAUAAGAUCGAGGAGCAAGAACAUGCAGUUAGGCAGUACGACGCAUGGCAGAAGAUGCGUCAAAUAGCAUUGAAGAAUGCUCCCAACAACAAGAUGCCCGAAGGCUAUGUUGAGCCUUAUCGGGCACCACCACCUCCACCUGUUACCAUCGAUGACGCAGAUAUCCUGGAUCUUUCGCAAGAGCUAAGUGCAGCGUCGAUUGAUGAUGUUCCGGGCGAUCUUGACGAAACGGGCCUCGAGAGAGUGCCCAUGGCUGAUCCCGGGUUGGAUAGACCCGUACCUCAAGUUGGCAAUCAUGAACAUACUGCUGAGCAGGGUUUGCAUGCCCGCCGAAAGAGCGUCCUUCCGGUCGAUCCGACUGUGCUGCGCGACCUUCAAGCACAUCGAAGUUUAGAUGACCCCCCUCUCCAAAAACCUCGUUAA